AUGCUUGUACGAUAUAAAGCAGAAUUAUAUUGUCGUAUUUCCACACUUCCUUUAACAUAUCGAAUUCAAUUACAAAAUCUUUUGAAUCAUCUCCUUCAUAUAGAUCAGGAAACUUUUAAAAUAAAUUAUCGAGAAUCUUACAUAUUUACCUAUCCAACAAAUACUGAAAAAAAUGAUACAAAUUUAAAUUUAAUACGAAACACGAAUGCGAGCGACUUAGUAGUACUAAAUGACGAUGAAUUGUCCAAGAAUGUAGUUGAAAAUACAUCAAUAUCUUCUACAACAUUGAAGCAAUUAAUAAAUACAGCAAAUCAUCAACAAAAAUCUCUUAUUGAUUUUAUGCAGACAUAUUUAGACUACUUAUUAAAGCACUCUAGGCGUCCACGAGAAGUAUCAAAACCGAAACCUUUUCAUAUAGUUGUUAAUGGACUAGCUGGAUCUGGAAAAUCUUAUGUCAUUUCCAUAAUUGAAAAAAUGUUAAUUGAAUAUUGCAUUGCAGAAUCAGCUACAGUUUCACAUGCUCGUAAGAAUUUUGGUUUAUUGAAAAUGGCUCAUACAGGCAAAGCAGCAUUAAAUAUUCAUGGAUCUACUAUACAUUCUGCUUUAGAAAUUUGUCCAGAUCGAAGUUCUUCACCAAAUAAAAUAAAUUCUUUUAAACUUUAUACAUUACGAAAUCGACUGCAUGGAUUAUUAUUAAUAAUAAUAGAUGAAAUAUCACUUGUUUCUUAUUCAUUAUUACAAAAAAUUAAUAAACGAUUAAAUGAAAUAUUUCAGAAAUCACAUAAUUGUGAUUCUUAUUUUGGUAAUAUUCCUGUAAUUGUAUUUGGAGAUAUGGCUCAAAUAGAACCAGUAGCUGCUAAACAAGUUUUUUAUCGACCAUCAGGAGAAUUGUUUUCAUUGUGGCAUGAUCUAUUUCGAUCUAUAAAUUUCGAUAUUAAUAUGAGACAAGGUGACGAUCGAGUAUUUUUUGAUUGUUUAUGUCGAAUGCGAAUCGGGUGUUUGGAUGAUGAAAACGAACUUUUAAUUAAAUCGAGAAGUAUAAGUCCUGAAGAUAACCCUGAAGGUUACAAACAACGAUUACAAGAAUUGCAUUCUUCGGAAUUCGAAAAUGCUGUUUAUGCGUAUGGGCUUCGAAAACUUACAAAUUUAAGAAAUUUACAACAACUGAGAAAACAUUCGAUUGAAAGUAAAAAUCCUAUUUUUAUGAUUAAUGCUUUGGAUAGAGUAGCUAUGACUAGUACACCUUUCUUCAAAUCUAGCAAAACAAGUCAUAAAAUUUGUAAAAUUAAUCUUAAACCUUCAACUGAUGAAAAUGAUUGUGGGUCAAUGUACCAACGGAUACCAAUUUGUGUAGGGGCACGAGUUUUAAUUCGACGUAAUAUAGAUGUAGGAAAUUAUGUCGUUAAUGGAACUGAAGCAGUAGUAAAAGAAAUAGUUUGGGAAAAUCCAAAAGAUUUUCUUGCAGCACCAUUACUAUGUGAUGACAUAUUUUCAACAUUUACUAACGUAAUUAAUACAAAAUUGCCUAAAUAUGUGGAACUUGAAUUAUUCAAUGGUAAAACGUACAAAUUGGAACCUCAAGAAACACGAUUCAAUGAUAUGAACAAAAUCAUGAUGACUCGGUUACAAUUACCUUUAGCACUUGGAUAUGCUAUUACUAUCCAUCGAAGUCAAUGUAUGACAUAUCCAAAAUUAGUUGUAGAUCUUAGUGGUAAAUAUUGGAAACCUGGCAUGUUUUAUACAAUACUUAGUAGAACACGUCACAUCACAGAUAUUAUUAUACUAGCAUAUGAUCGUAAAUCUUUUAAAGUUUCAAGAGAGGGUUUACAAGAAAUUGAACGUUUACAGAGAUUAGAGAAGGAGCAUCCUAUUAAAAUUGACGAUUAUUUAAGCGAAAAAACUUGCAUUUUGGAUUCAAAUUUCUCUUCUGAUUCAUGUUUUACUGAUAUAAAAAAUAUCGACGAAACUUUCAAUGAUAAUUCAUAUUAUAGUAUCAGAACACGUUGCCAAACUAAUGAAAAUGUUGUUAAUAAGCAAUUUGAUAUGUUUCAUGAUGGCAUGACUCCUGAAGGUGUAAUUAUUUGUGAAAGACAAGAACGACUUUUUUGUGGUCGCCAUGCUCUUAGAGCUCUUUUACAAAAUAUCGAUAUAUUUGAUGAUACAUAUUUAAUAAGCGUAGGUGAACAGCUUGCAACAGACGAGUUAUUCGUUCGUGAAAAUGCGCAUGGGUUUCGGCACGUUUAUUUCAAUGUUGCUAAUGGUCAUUACAACAUUAAUGUUAUUCACCAGGCUCUUCGCGAAAAAUCUCAUAUUGAACUUAUUCAGUUAUAUCGAAUUACUGAAACGUCAACCUUGUGCCAUCGAUUGAUUUUAAAUAAUAUUUUUGAUAUUCAAGCGCUUUUUAUUCAAAAAAAUGAGCAUUAUUUUUGUGUUCGACGAUUUGAUUGUACAUUGAAUUAUUUCUUCAUAAUAGACUCGUUAAAACCAAAUAAUCAUGAAACAAUUAAGCGAGAUCAGAUACAUAAUUAUAUUAAAUAUUUACAAGAAAAUGAAAGUUCAGUAUUUGUUCCUGUCUGUUCUAAUAUUGCACAAAUGGAAAAUAUUUCAUCGGAUUUAAUAUUUGCCUUAAUUCAUCCAUUACCAACAUGUCUAGCUGACCAAGUUCCUUUAGCAGUGAAUAAUCAAACAAAUUUUAUUUUUGAAUAG
Molecule: messenger RNA, 2706 nt
Organism: Rotaria sp. Silwood2
Lineage: Eukaryota; Metazoa; Rotifera; Eurotatoria; Philodinida; Philodinidae
Source: the annotation of a GenBank genome assembly